Camelus dromedarius (Arabian camel) is the source of this 1187-nucleotide messenger RNA. It is a transcript of the gene ANKRD2, whose product is annotated as ankyrin repeat domain 2. Bases 45 to 1034 code for a protein of 329 amino acids. Lineage: Eukaryota; Metazoa; Chordata; Mammalia; Artiodactyla; Camelidae. The record is from RefSeq and is a predicted model, not a curated record. Gene Ontology annotation, molecular function: protein binding. The transcript has 9 exons.
CCCCAGGGCCCCAGGGCCCACGGAGGCGGGCUGCGGACAGCACCAUGGCGGGCUCCGAGGCAGUGCAGAGGGCCACGACGCUCAUCGAGGAGCGGCUGGCGCAGGAGGAGGAAAAUGAGAAACUCCGCGGAGCCACCCAUCAGAAGUUGCCCAUGGACAUGCUGGUGUUGGAGGAUGAGAAGAACCACGGAGCCCAGAGUCCGGCCUUACAAAAGGUUAAGGGCCAAGAGCGUGUGCGGAAGACCUCCCUAGACCUGCGGAGGGAGAUCAUCGAUGUGGGCGGGAUCCAGAACCUCAUCCAGCUGCGGAAAAAACGCAAGCAGAAGAAACGGGAAGCCCUGGCCGCCUCCCAGGAGCCGCCUCCCGAGCCAGAGGAGAUCACUGGCCCUGUGGAUGCAGAGACAUUCCUGAAAGCGGCUGUGGAGGGGAAAAUGAAGGUCAUUGUGAAGUUCCUGGCCGACGGGGGUUCCCCUGACACCUGCGAUCAGUUCCACCGGACAGCACUGCACCGAGCUUCCCUGGAGGGCCACAUGGAGAUCCUGGAGAAGCUUCUGGAGAAUGGGGCCACUGUGGACUUCCAGGAUCGGCUGGACUGCACAGCCAUGCAUUGGGCCUGCCGUGGGGGCCACUUGGAGGUGGUGAAACUCCUGCAAAGCCGAGGAGCAGACACCAACAUGAGGGAUAAGCUGCUGAGCACCCCCCUGCACGUGGCAGUCCGGACGGGACACGUGGAGAUCGUGGAACACUUUCUAUCCCUGGGUCUGGACAUCAAUGCCAAAGACAGAGAAGGGGACAGUGCCCUGCACGAUGCCGUGAGGCUCAACCGCUACAAAAUCAUCAAACUGCUGCUCCUGCAUGGGGCUGACAUGAUGUCCAAGAACCUGGCAGGAAAGACCCCCACGGACCUGGUGCAGCUGUGGCAAGCUGACACCCGGCAUGCUCUGGAGCACCCCGAGCCAGGUUCGGAGCAGAAUGGGCUGGAGGGGUCUGCUGAGAGUGGACGGGAGACCCCCCAGCCUGAACCAGCCCAGUGAACACCUGUCCCAGCCCACCAGGCACCUGACCUGUCCCCUGCGUACAGCCAGGGGGUCAUAAGAAUGGCCCCCAGAGCUGAGGACUACACCAUUCCUCUGCGUACGUCCUGGGAGCACCCACAAGUUACCACAAUAAAAAAGUCCUUUUUGCUA